GAACAUCGAGCCCAUCGAUGAUUUUUUGGCCAUCAAGAUAUGCUUUCUUCUGCUGGAAGUGGUUCUGCAACCUGGCAACAGGUUACAGAAGGAGCCCGAGCAAGCCCUUCAGAUCCUAAACUUCCUGGAGAAGCCAAACGCUUUCCACAGCCUCCUGAAGCCGGAGCGCAAGCCUCUUGAAGCUCCGCGUCCCAUCGAAGAUGAGGAGGAGGUCGAGGGUGAACAAAUCAGGGAAGAGGAGGAGCCUGCCGAAGCUGUGGCUGCAGCCGCAGAUACCCAGCAGCCAGAGAAGCCGGAAGGGCCUCUACCAAGCUUGGUCUUUGGUGCCUGUCUUCAACGGCAUGGCCGUGCACCGGAUGCGAUCUCGCCCAUUGAGUUCAGAUUCACUUGCCUGACCUACAAGAUCCGUGUUCACAUCUUGUGCAGAAGCAUGAAGUCAGCCAAGAAGGAAUGCAAAAAUGCGAUGGAAAUCCUGGAGCACGAGCUUCAACACGUCCCGCUUUUUUGGAAGGAAUCGCAGAGCCAUGAAGCGAGAGGUCUUCUGCACAACCACGACAAGGCAAAGGUGACCUGCCUGAAGGCAUACCUCGAGUAUGCCAAGCAGAACCACAGAAAGGCAUUUCGCCUCCUCACGCUCUGCCGCUUCAACUUCGCACCCGCGAAACCUGGAGACAAGUCAGUGAACAAGCCAGGAGACGACGAGGUGGAGGACAACCAAGCGCCCACAGAUUUCCAUCCUGCCCAAGAUGAUGCUUGCUCUCCGCUGUUCUACAACAACAUGGGCUGUAUACACUUCAUGAUGCACAAGCCCAAUUUGGCGAUCUACUACUUCAACAAGGCGCUGUCGAAGUCGGCCCAGGCGCCCACUGGGGCCCGCGGACCUGCGGAAAAGGAGAGCUUGCUGCUGUCGGCCAAAGUCGGACUUACUCAGCCCGGCAUGGCGACCUCCAGGCACUGGCUGGACCGACGGGCGGAAAUCACCUUCAACUCCGGGCUCCAGUUCCUGAUGACUGGCCGGCCAGCGCAAGCCUACAAGUGCUUCAUGCAGUGCACUUUCGUCUUCAGGAACUGGCCGCGACUGUGGAUGCGCCUCGCGGAGUGUUGCAUCGAGCUGUACAGGCAGUCCCACAAAGCUGAACCAGAAGGCGGGUCGAAGCCUGGUGGAAUGCAAUCCUGGAACCGGGUGAAGCAGCCGAGCCCAAACGGCCCCCUCGCCAUGGGUGGGUCCAUCUGCACGUCCCUAGGAGGGCCGACUGCCCUUGGGUCGGGGAUGUCGCAGCUCGCCUGUGCUGCUCAAGGAUGCGGUCCCACCCGGCGACUUUCCUUGCUCGUUGACAAGACCAAUGUCGUGGGAAAGCUUGGAAGUGGCGAGGAUGUCGAGCAACGCACAGGGCCGGCCGGUGCUGCGCCUGUGCCGCAGGCGACGAAGGCCCCAGCCGCGGAGGGAGAUGUGCUGAAUGGUGAGGAUCCCUUGGUGACAGCGGCAAUGUGCCUCAAAAACGUCCUGACUCUGAUCGAUCCUAUGCUUCAGAGCGCGGCCCAGGCGGCCGAGACUGCAGAAGCCAAUGCUGCUGCGGCUGGCAAGGCUACUCCCUCACAGAAGGCAUCCGGCUCGGGAGCGCCGACGCCUUCCAAGAGCGCCACCGCCCGGGCCGAAGCGCUGCUCAUGGAGGACGCUGCGCUAUUGAAGUUGGCCUAUGUCUGCCUCUGCUGCUUGGACCAGAGUGCGCAGGAGGCACAACUAACUCUAGAGAAGGUGCGAGAGGGUAACGGACAGCAUGUGAGCGAAAGGCAGCAAGCUCGGAGCAUUAGUGAUUUACUACUACUCCUGCUGCUGCUGCUGCUGCUGCUGCUACUGCUGCUGCUACUGCUGCUACUACUACUACUCCUCCUCCUGCUACCAUUGCUGCUGCUGCUACUGUCACUGCUACUGCCACUAGCCACUGCUACUAGCUCCUGCUGCUGA
Messenger RNA from Symbiodinium necroappetens, 1966 nucleotides. NCBI's taxonomy places the organism in Eukaryota, Dinophyceae, Suessiales, Symbiodiniaceae. The record is from the annotation of a GenBank genome assembly.